AUGGUUGACACGGGGACAAGACGUUACAACUCCCGGGUGGAGGAGUUUAGAGAGAGAGAGUAUCCCAUGCUCAAAGACUCAAUCUAUCUUGAUCAUGCCGGGUCGACGUUGUAUUCCAAGUCUCUCAUCGAGAGGUUCUCUGCAGACAUGAUGUCGAAUCUACUAGGAAAUCCACACUCUGCCUCGUCGUCCUCCCAGCUCUCCACAUCGCGCAUCGAGAACGUUCGUCUCAGACUCCUGAGCUUCUUCAACGCCGACCCCGAUAAGUUCGACCUAGUUUUCGUAGCGAAUGCUACCGCCGGGAUCAAGCUUGUAUCAGAAGCUUUUAGGGCUCUGCCUGAGGGCUUUUCAUAUGCGUACCAUCAAGCAUGCCACACGAGCAUCAUUGGGGUUCGUGAAGAGGCGCGCGGGAGCGCGUGUGUUUCAAGCAAUGAUGUGGAGAAUUGGAUUUCUGGAACACACCACUUCGACUUCGAACAGCCAGGAUCGCACACGCUUUUUGCAUAUGCGGCUCAGUCUCACAUGGACGGUCGGCGCUAUCCCUUGACGUGGCCCUUUCUUUUACGAAAAUCGCCUACUGCAAAUCACUCGAGUACAUUCACGCUCUUGGACGCAGCUUCACUAGUCGCGACGACUCCUCUAGAUCUCAGCAACUCGGAAACGGCCCCCGAUUUCACAGUUCUCAGCCUCUACAAGAUAUUCGGCUUUCCAGACUUGGGCGCUUUGAUCGUGAGGAGACAGGCCGAGUCGGUGUUUAACCACAGGCACUAUUUCGGUGGCGGGACUGUCGAUAUGGUGGUCUGUGGAAAGGAAAAUUGGCAUUCGCUGAAAACGACAUUCUUGCAUGAGCGUUUGGAGGAUGGCACUUUGCCAUUUCACAACAUUCUCGCACUGGAUGCAGCGUUGGAUGCCCAUACAGAGCUGUUUGGAAACAUGGCUUGCGUGUCAUUGCACACGACCUUCCUAGCAACUCGCCUGUACGAUGGGUUAGCUGCCCUAAAGCACGGCAAUGGACUAUUGGUCUGCGUCAUCUACUCGCAGCCAAGCAACGGCGAUGAUUGUCCUGCCCGUGGGCCGCUCAUUUCAUUCAACAUUCGCAACUCUGCCGGUGUCUGGGUCAGCUUGCAUGAGUUUGAGAAACUCGCAACCCUGAAGAACUUACACAUUCGGACUGGUGGUGUGUGCAGCCCAGGGGGUGUUGCGGCGGCACUCGGAUUGAGCCCCUGGGAGAUGAAAAAUAACUUCUCGUCUGGUUUCCGCUGCGGGACGGACCAAGACAUCAUUGCCGGGAAGCCAACUGGUGUGAUACGAGCAAGUCUAGGCGCAAUGAGCACGUUAUCGGAUGUUGAUUUUCUCAUCAACUUCGUCAAAGAGUUUUAUCUGGAAGAAACCGUACCCGCCACCAUGUACCACGUUGCGAAGCCUUCAUUCGCAGGGCUUCGUAUCCAGAGCAUUGUUGUGUAUCCCAUCAAAAGCUGCGGCGGCUACUCCGUACCUUCUGGUACGGUCUGGGAAGUCAGGCCCGAGGGUUUGGUCUGGGACAGAGAAUGGUGUCUGGUGCAUCAGGGAUCGGGGCAGGCGCUCAGCCAGAAACGGUACCCAAAGAUGGCUUUGUUUCGGCCCAUCCUCGAUUUCGACCGCGGUAUAUUACGUGUCACCUACCGUGGUGAAAAACCAGUGCACCUACCCGAAGAGAUCUCUGUGCCCCUUUCCGCAGAUCCGAGUCAACUCGACUCGCCAAGCUCAGUUCGAACGAGACUUUCUCGUGUAUGUGGAGACAAUGUCACAACGUAUACCUACAACUCUUCUUCUGUCAAUAACUUCUUUAGCGACAUUCUCAAUGUGCCGUGCGUAUUGUCUCGGUUCCCAGCCGGUGGUCAAGGACUCGCCAUGCGUCACUCGAAAGCCAAGGUGCAGAAGCACGAGCAAGUCAAGAUUUCGACGCCAAGGACAUGUCCGGGGGCUUUCCCGGAACUGCCAUCUCCUCCAGAGUCAGAUUCGGAGCACUCUACAGCGAAAAUAUUACUCUCUAACGAAAGCCCAAUACUUGUGAUCAACACGGCUAGUCUACACGCCCUAAACCGCGAGAUCGAAGCGAAUGGCGGAAGAGCCGUUCCAUCAGAGUCAUUCCGGGCCAACUUGGUGAUCGGAACGAUUCAUGGGUCCGAACAAGUAGCAUGGGCGGAGGACGGUUGGGCUAGCCUUACAGUGGGCGGUGAGAAGUUCAACAUGAUGGGAGCCUGUCGCAGGUGUCAAAUGGUCUGUGUCGAUCAAGAGACUGGCGAAAGGCACCCGGAGCCGUUCGUCACGUUGGCCAAAGUUCGAAUGUUUGACGGCAAGGUAUACUUCGGCACGCACAUGGGCCACGAACCAAAUCCUACUUCUGCAACGAAAGGGAAACAAUUUCCAACCAUACGAGUUGGAGACGCGGUCAAUGUUGGUGCUAGAGCAUGA
Colletotrichum higginsianum IMI 349063 is the source of this 2454-nucleotide messenger RNA. RefSeq names its product Molybdenum cofactor sulfurase. The record is from RefSeq and is a predicted model, not a curated record. Lineage: Eukaryota; Fungi; Ascomycota; Sordariomycetes; Glomerellales; Glomerellaceae. Gene Ontology annotation, molecular function: pyridoxal phosphate binding; molybdenum ion binding; molybdenum cofactor sulfurtransferase activity. The coding region runs from base 1 to 2454 and encodes 817 amino acids. Gene Ontology annotation, biological process: Mo-molybdopterin cofactor biosynthetic process. The transcript has 2 exons.